ACUUACCAGCCAAUUUCAAUUGCAAAACAUGAAAGUCUAACCUAUGGAAUUGAAAUACCAGACUGGAUGCCUAUAUCUUUUAGACCUACAAAAAGCAUGAAUCUUAACCAGAUUGAGGCUGCUAUCAUUAUCUACACUUUUCAAACAACCAAUGUACAACCAUCAUUUAGUGAAGAGAAGUUGAUUAGCACAUUCUUGGAUGUUGGAGUGAGGAAGACACUUUUAAGUCUCCAUAAUCAAAGAUUUGUUGAUCAAGAGGUGCUUAACCUACUUGUUUGCAAACUGACCUUCAAUCAAAAAAAGUUUUCAGCAAUUGUGUCAGCUUGGUUCUUACCUACCUAUUUUUCACAAUAUGUGUUGAAAAGGGGAGAACGGCCAGAACUAGUUCAAAAAAUACGUCGAAUCUAUCAAGAGAGAUUCAUGGGGAAAGCAUGUGAUUUGCGAAAGAUAUUUAUUCCUAUUAAUGAUGACAAUAUUCAUUGGUACCUCCUUGUGGUUGACAUAAAUUCUAAAACACUUAAUGUGUUGGACUCGCUGCCAUCUCCUUCUAGAAGGCUCAGUACAAGGCUGGAUGUUAAAAAACUGGCAGUAUAUCUAGAAGAAAUUUUGACAGACUCUUCAUUUUAUGACUCCUCCGACGAUGAAAGGCUAUUAAUAUCAGAUUAUGCCUUGACUGUACCAGAAGGAAUUGGUCGGCAAUUGAAUGGAUCGAACGAUUGUGGUGUUUGGGUAGCUCAAUGGAUGUCGGAAUGCAUUUGGACCAACAAUUAUAGCAAUGUUUCUGUCACACCUGAAACGAGAAUGCGUUUGGCCCUUGAUCUAGUUUUGGGUUCCUAUAAUGAAUUGAGGGAUGAAGUUGUUCAAAAAGCUUCCAAGAAUUGGAUGGAACUUGUGUCAAACAGGAAGAAGCUUGUUCAAGUUUAGCCUAGG
Cuscuta epithymum is the source of this 930-nucleotide messenger RNA. The record is from the annotation of a GenBank genome assembly. Lineage: Eukaryota; Viridiplantae; Streptophyta; Magnoliopsida; Solanales; Convolvulaceae.